Molecule: messenger RNA, 1723 nt
Organism: Synchiropus splendidus (mandarinfish)
Lineage: Eukaryota; Metazoa; Chordata; Actinopteri; Syngnathiformes; Callionymidae
Gene: gpr137ba
Product: G protein-coupled receptor 137Ba
Exons: 8
Coding region: 1-1419 (472 amino acids)
Biological process (GO): positive regulation of TORC1 signaling; regulation of autophagy; negative regulation of osteoclast differentiation
Cellular component (GO): lysosomal membrane
Source: RefSeq, a predicted model, not a curated record
AUGGAAGGCAGGGGAGCCUCAGAGCUGGAGGUGAUGGAUGGUUUACUGCAGUCAAAGGCGGAGGCCGGUCCUCCUCCUCUCGCCGCAGCUUCCUCCCCGCCGCUGCUGCUGCUGCUGCUGUACACCGGCUCCCUCAUCACCGAUCAUGAGUCCGUGCGCGUCUCCGCAGCCGCUGCUCCACUCCUCGCCGCUUCUCUCCUCUUGACUGCCUCAUUUCGCCGCCGCAUCCGCCGGGGCGGGGCAGAUCCGCUCCCGGUGUCCGCCGAGCAGCGCGUGGAGGCCCGGCUGGAGCAGAUGGAGCAGCCCUUGCCGCUGCCCACCCUCAGCCCGGCCGUGCCCCCCUACGUCACCCUGGGGCUGACCGUGGUCUACACCGCCUUCUACUCGCUCCUCUUCCUCUUCAUCUACGUGCAGCUCUGGCUGGUGCUGCGCUACCGGCACAAGCGCCUGAGCUACCAGACGGUGUUCCUGUUCCUGUGCCUGCUGUGGUCCGCCCUGCGAACCCUCCUCUUCUCCUUCUACUUCAAGAACUUCGUCACGGCCAACACUCUGGGGCCCUUCCCCUUCUGGCUGCUCUACUGCUUCCCCGUGUGUCUGCAGUUCUUCACCCUCAGCCUCAUGAACCUCUACCUGGCCCAGGUUAUUUUCAAGGCCAAGUCCAAAUAUGCACCGGAACUGUUACGAUACAGGCUGCCGCUGUACCUGCUCUUCCUCUUCAUCAGCCUGCUCUUCUUGGUGGUCAACCUGGUGUGUGCGCUGCUGGUCAGGAUGUCGUCGGCAGAGACUCACACUGUGGUGCUGGUCCGCGUCGCCAUCAACGACACUCUGUUCGUGGUGUGUGCCGUCUCUCUGUCGCUGUGUCUGUACAAGAUGGCCAAGAUGUCGCUCGCCAACAUCUACCUGGAGUCCAAGGGGACGUCGGUGUGUCAGGUGACCGUGGUGGGGGCCACCGUCAUCCUGCUGUACGCCUCCCGAGCCUGCUACAACCUGGUGGUCCUGGCUCUGUCCAACAAGAGCAUCAACUCCUUCGACUACGACUGGUACAACGUGUCCGACCAGGCGGAUUUACAGUCCACGCUGGGCGACACUGGCUACGUGGUGUUCGGGGUGAUCUUGUUUGUGUGGGAGCUGCUGCCCACCUCGCUGGUGGUCUUCUUCUUCAGGGUCCGACAGCCCAACUUGGACAGGAGUGGUUCCGGUCUCCCGGGCCACGUCUUCUCCUCUCGAGCCUAUUUCUUCGACAACCCUCGACGGUACGACAGCGACGACGACCUGGCGUGGAGCGUCAUGCCCCAGAACAUCCAGGCCAGUUUAGUGGCUGACAGCUACGAGUGGGGCAGCCAGAGCAGCGCGGGCGGCUACAUGGGGGAGGACUGCUACCGCCUCCCCCCUCCUCCGGGGGAGCUCAGCCACUACUGACUGUCGUCCACACCUAUAUUUUUGCACUGAAAAAGCACACGAACCUCGACACCAGUAGAGAAGAGACUCUGUGUUUGGUUUGUAUAGUUUCUAUUAAAUUCUGCGGCCAUUUUGUACUACGUGCUGUUUUAAGUGUGGUAGUCACAUGGAUGAUAUAUUUAAUGAGCUCAUUAAACGUUUAAAUUAUGACCAUCACCAGGUGUUGUCCUUUUGUUUGACCAACACACACAACUUAUUUCUACAGAAAGUAUGAAAACAUCAUGUUCCAGCAUCACAUUUGAAUCGAAUGUCACUUGUUUCCAAA